CUCAUCCCUCCUCCACACCACCGGCCCCCUUAUAAAAUGCCACAUCAUGUCGUCAUGACUUGAUGAUGAGUAGCAUACUAUCAUAACUUCUGAUGAUGAUAAAUUCCCCUCCCCCCUUUCUCCGUUAGCUUCAGAUCGGAUGUUACUGGGAAGUCUCGCACAUAGUUUAAUAAGAUAAAAAAAAAACCACACAAAAAGCACAAAAAGUGAAGUGUCUCCAGAGAGAAAACACUAGAGAUAUUCAAAGAAGAAGCUCCAGGAGUUUUAUCAUUAUCAUCGAAGUCUUUCUACUUUGAACCCAGUUUCAUAAUGGGGGAGGAAGAGAAGAAACCAGUAGAGGAGAAGAAAAUGGAAGAGAAAAAGGCUGAAGAUGGAAAGAAAGAGGAUGCGAAACAGAAUGAAAAGCCAGCAGGGGAAAAGAAAGAAGAAAAGAAAGCUGAGGAACCAAAAGAUGUGAAAGAAUCCAAAGGUGAAUCCCCUGCUCCUCCUCAAGAGAUUGUCUUGAAGGUCUACAUGCAUUGCGAAGGCUGCGCACGCAAAGUCCGUAGGUGUCUCAGGGACUUUGAAGGGGUGGAAGAUGUAAUGACCGAUUGCAAGAGUAGUAAGGUGGUGGUGAAGGGAGAGAAAGCGGAUCCUUUAAAAGUUCUUGAGAGAGUUCAAAGGAAGAGCCAUAGGCAAGUUGAGCUUCUUUCACCUAUCCCUAAACCACCUGCACCAGAGGAGAAGAAAGCAGAGGAGAAAGAGAAGCCUAAGCCUGAAGACAAGAAAGAAGAGCCUCAGGUGAUCAUUGUGGUGCUCAAGGUUCACAUGCAUUGUGAAGCCUGUUCACAGAAAAUAAAAAAACGUAUUCAGAGAAUGAAAGGGGUAGAAUCAGCAGAACCAGAUCUAAAGAGUUCAAAGGUGACAGUGAAGGGAGUGUUUGAUCCACCAAAACUGGUAGAGUAUGUGUACAAGAGAACCGGGAAGCACGCGUUGAUAGUGAAGCAAGAGCCAGAGAAGAAGAAAGAAGAAGAAAAAGCCAAAGAUGUCAACAAAGAAGAGAAAAAAGGUGAAGAAAGUGGUAACAGAGAAAAGAAACAAGCCGGUGGAGAAGACAACAAAGACAGGAAAGGAGGUGACAGCACGGAAGCCAACACAGCAGCAGCCCCGGAAGGUGCGACAGAAGAGACCAUAGUGGCUGUGGAAGUCAAGAAAAAUGAAUACAAUUACUUCCCACCGAGGUAUGCUCCAGAGUUUUAUGCAUACCCUCCUCAGAUCUUCAGUGAUGAGAACCCUAAUGCUUGCUCUGUUAUGUAAAAUACUCCAGGGUUCAGGGACAUUGUAGGAAUUGGGAUAAAAAAAUUGGGUCCUUGUCCUGCUCUUCAUGUGCCCUUCUUUGUACUGUGUGGGCUAUGGCUAUAAAAAAAGUAUAAUCUACAGACAAGCUGUAGAAUUUUGUAAGGCUUUGUACCUUUUUCUUCUCUUGAUGUUCUUAUAAAUAAAUAAAUAAUGAUAAA
Durio zibethinus is the source of this 1496-nucleotide messenger RNA. Its product is annotated as heavy metal-associated isoprenylated plant protein 7-like. The record is from RefSeq and is a predicted model, not a curated record. Lineage: Eukaryota; Viridiplantae; Streptophyta; Magnoliopsida; Malvales; Malvaceae. Gene Ontology annotation, molecular function: metal ion binding.